CGCGAACUUGUGCAGACGUCUGGUGAAUGGAAUCUGUAGAGGGAAGACUUGCUUUUUUUUAAGCUUCGAGUCGCAGGAGUAAGGUCCUCUCAGGGUUCGAGCUGACAAGAGUUGACACUCAGAUUACAGCUGGAAGGAAUUCUCAGGGCUUUGCUACAGUAUCGUCCACUAUUCUGGGAGAAAAAAGGGUAACCGGCGCAGACAUGGUCGACGUGUUGUCAGCGACUAAUGUGACUUGGAGCAAGAAUCCCAUCACGUUCUUGAGCCAGAUCCAACAGCUGGGCGACCCGCGAACAAAGGACUACCCCCUGGUCGUAAACCCUCUCUUCGUGUUUCCCAUGAUCCUGCUCUACCUGUACUUCGUCAAGGUUGCCGGUCCAAGAUGGAUGCAGAACAAAGAACCGUUCCAAAUCGUCAACCUCAUCCGCUUCUACAACCUCGCCAUGGUUGUCCUCAACGCCAGGUUCGUGUAUAUCGUUUUAGUCUUUACGUACCUUCCCGGAGGUCGCUACAGCCUCUUCUGCCAGGGCAUCACGGGCUACAUGGACGACGAGCUCACAGAGUACUACAAGACUGGCUGGUGGUACGUCGCGGUCCGCUACGCCGACUUCCUGGACACCGUAUUCUUCGUCCUUCGCAAAAAGUUUACGCACAUCACACAUCUGCACGUCAUCCAUCACACCAUUGUAGCCAUCAACGCGUGGUACUAUGUGCUGUUUGCGCCAGAAGGACAACCGGCCCUAGGGCUCAUCAUCAACGGCUUCGUGCACGUCGUAAUGUACGCCUACUACUUUCUCGCUACACUUGGACCAGGUGUUAGACAGUACCUCUGGUGGAAGAAGUACCUCACACUGUUGCAGAUUGUUCAGUUCGUGAUUUACAUGGUUCACAUGUCGAUUCCCUUGUUCGUGGACUGCGGCUUUCCGAGGUACCUCAUCCACAUUGGGAACGCGCAGACGUUCCUCAUCUUGUGUCUUUUUCUAAACUUUUACAUUCAAUCAUAUUCAAGGAGAAAAGAACCCUCUACAAACAAGAAGAGUGUCGCAAACAGCACGGCUGGCGAGCGCAGGGUUCAGAAUGCAAAACACGAUUAGACGUGCACAUGCUCAAAUGAGCUGUGAAUCAUGUUUAUUUUAUAAAUUAAAAACAAAUAAAAUUACAUUUUGUCUGGUUUUA
Messenger RNA from Ixodes scapularis (black-legged tick), 1176 nucleotides. Its product is annotated as elongation of very long chain fatty acids protein AAEL008004. Gene Ontology annotation, molecular function: fatty acid elongase activity. Lineage: Eukaryota; Metazoa; Arthropoda; Arachnida; Ixodida; Ixodidae. Gene Ontology annotation, cellular component: endoplasmic reticulum membrane. The record is from RefSeq and is a predicted model, not a curated record. Gene Ontology annotation, biological process: very long-chain fatty acid biosynthetic process; fatty acid elongation, saturated fatty acid; fatty acid elongation, monounsaturated fatty acid. The transcript has 3 exons. The coding region runs from base 204 to 1094 and encodes 296 amino acids.